This is a messenger RNA of Penicillium roqueforti, 783 nucleotides long. RefSeq lists its product as uncharacterized. The transcript is spliced from 2 exons. NCBI's taxonomy places the organism in Eukaryota, Fungi, Ascomycota, Eurotiomycetes, Eurotiales, Aspergillaceae. The record is from RefSeq and is a predicted model, not a curated record. The coding region runs from base 1 to 783 and encodes 260 amino acids.
AUGGGAGCUGGCGGGGUAAUCCUCCGCUUUUUCAAUCUCGGACUGCGUGUUCUGCAGUUCCUUGAUGCUGCUGUCAUCCUCGGCAUCUUCUCAUAUUUUCUGGCUGUCUUGGCCAAAAAUGACCAACACAUUGCGACAUGGAUCAAGGCCGUUGAAGGCUUAUCAGGUGCAGCGACCGCCUACAGUCUGCUCGGCGUCGUUUUAACCUGCUGUCUGGGCGGUGUAGCCUUCUUCGCAUUCCUGGGCGUUGCCCUGGAUAUAUGCUUCGUGGGCGCGAUGAUCGCCAUCGCCAUCAUGACCCGCAAGGGAGUUGAUAAAUGCACCGGAACACUGGACACGCCAAUGGGCACGGGCAAUGCCGACGAUUCGACCGUGUCGGCAAGUCUGAAAUUCAGCAUGGCCUGCAAACUGGAAAAGGUCGUCUUCGCAGUGGCGAUUAUCGGAAUCUUCUUCUACUUGAUCUCCAUCCUCUUCCAGAUCCUUCUCGCCCGCCACCACAAGCGCGAGAAGCGUUUCGGUCCCUCCCCUACCAACGGCUACACCAACGGCAGCCGCAAGGCCUUCUGGCGCCGCAAUAAGAAUAGCCCCAUGGCUACUGGCGCCGCCGAUACCCUACCUGGCCACCCAACCCCCUACGACGUCGAGAUGGGUACCGAGCCCCACAACGAAAAGACCUGGUUCAACUCUUGGAACAAAAACAAGAACACCACCAAUCCUCCAACUGCUGCCCCUGCUGCCGGUGGCUAUGGCUAUGGUAACUCGGCGUAUACUGGCAACAUCUAG